AUAAUAAUAACCUGAUUUUUUAAGAAUAAACAGUCCUAAUAAUUCUCCUCACAAUCUGGUGAAUUAAUAGCAAUAACUCAUCAAGAUCUCGUGCUUCCUAUCUCAAUAACAGCAGCACUGCAUUCUCGUGUUUCAUUAAUUUGCAGUGAUUCACCUAAAAGUUUAUUUGCUCAAUAUCUUAAUAAUAAUCCUGUAAGGAGAUAAUAGAAAUCGCUGGGUUAAAGUUGACCGAAAGUCCAGAGGACAAUCAUGUCAUUGAGAGCAUGUGGCUUGAUUAUCUUCAGGAAACUGCGUGAGACAUUGCCUGCUUCUGCUGCUGGGAACAACAUUGAGUACCUUCUCCUGCAGACAUCCUAUGGGUCUCAUCACUGGACCCCUCCGAAAGGCCAUGUUGAUCCUGGGGAAGAUGACUUGCAGACCGCCCUCCGGGAGACGCAGGAAGAGGCUGGACUGGACUCCACUCAGUUCACCAUCAUUGACGGGUUUAAAAAGGAGCUGAACUACAGUGUCAACGGCAAAGCCAAAACCGUCAUCUACUGGCUGGCUGAAAUGAAGGACAACAACACAGAGGUCAAGCUCUCAUCGGAGCACCAGGCCUUUUGCUGGCUGACCCUCAAUGAGGCUUGCAGGCUUGCAGAGUUCAAGGACAUGCAAGGCGCCUUUAGGGAAGCACACAACUUUCUCUGCUCCAAGGGCUGAAUGCUCCAGGGCAGUGUUACCCAACCUUGGGCCUCCAGCUGUUUUUGGACUACAGCUCCCAUCAUCCCUUGCUAGCAAGACCAGUGGUCAAAGAUGAUGGGAAUUGUAGUCCAAAAACAGCUGGAGGCCCAAGGUUGGGGAACACUGCUCCAGGGGAUGCAGGAAUGGGGUUUUGUUUUCAGCUAAAAAGCUGAAAGUUUAACUGAUGAUUCAUAAAAAUAAAAGCAGAGAAUACUAGGGGGGAAAUGCAAAAAUCUUAAAGAUGCACUUUAAUUAUGUCAAGCUACUUAAAGCAUGGAUGUUUCCAUCCCCCCGAAUUCUUAGAGAGGGAUGUUUAGCGCGAGCAGAAUUCAAAACAGCCUCUAUAAGUUAUAUGCUGAGCCUUUAUACUGGGCUUUGACAAUUGGCGAAACAGGGUCUGGAUGCAACCUACAGUUUGUGGCGCUCAGUGAUGUUCAUGGAGGAGAGUUUUAUCAAGAACUGCUAGCCAUGCUAACUAAGUGGCAGGUUCAGAGGCAGGCAGCAAAUAGUAGAGAGAGACACACUUGUCGACAUUGUGACUGCUUGUGAGCUUCCUAGAGGCAUUUGUGUGUCGUUGUUGGAAACAGAAUGCUGGUCUAGAUGGACCUCUGGUCUGAUCCAGCAAGGCAGUGUCUUAUGCAUUUGUAUAAACUUGUAGCAGCGGCAG
Molecule: messenger RNA, 1387 nt
Organism: Podarcis raffonei (Aeolian wall lizard)
Lineage: Eukaryota; Metazoa; Chordata; Lepidosauria; Squamata; Lacertidae
Gene: NUDT2
Product: nudix hydrolase 2
Exons: 3
Coding region: 250-699 (149 amino acids)
Biological process (GO): AMP biosynthetic process; ATP biosynthetic process
Molecular function (GO): bis(5'-nucleosyl)-tetraphosphatase (asymmetrical) activity
Source: RefSeq, a predicted model, not a curated record